Orbicella faveolata is the source of this 840-nucleotide messenger RNA. Its product is annotated as peroxisomal acyl-coenzyme A oxidase 1-like. Gene Ontology annotation, molecular function: fatty acid binding; FAD binding; acyl-CoA oxidase activity. Lineage: Eukaryota; Metazoa; Cnidaria; Anthozoa; Scleractinia; Merulinidae. The record is from RefSeq and is a predicted model, not a curated record. Gene Ontology annotation, cellular component: peroxisome. Gene Ontology annotation, biological process: lipid homeostasis; fatty acid beta-oxidation using acyl-CoA oxidase.
AUGGGUCUAUUACAAGAAAAGCUUGGGACCUUUGUUCGUGGCUUGGAGACAACAGCAACAUAUGAUAAGACAACACAAGAGUUUGUUAUUCAUUCACCAUCACUGUCAGCAUGUAAAUGGUGGCCAGGAAAUAGUAUGUUUAUCUUAAAAUUUAUAAGUGCUCUACUCUUUGAUUAUCAUGUGUCUGUAGGUAUAACAAUAGGAGACAUUGGAGCAAAGUUUUCCCUAACAUCUAAUGGAGCUGACAACGGAUAUCUAAUGUUUGACUAUAUACGAAUUCCACUCAACCAAAUGUUGAUGGGGCUAGCAAAGCUUUCCCCUGAUGGCACCUUCACCAAACCAGCAAAUACCAAACUUUUGUAUGGCACCAUGAGUUUUAUGCGAGCAGCCAUUGUUGGUAGUUCUUUCCGGUCUCUAUCUCAAGCCAUAACUAUAGCCAUUCGGUAUAGUGCAGUGAGGCGACAGAGUCAACUCAAACCAGGCGAGCUGGAAGCACAGAUUAUCGCCUAUAAAACCCAACAGUACAAACUGUUACCAGGUUUAGCCAUGGCUUAUGCUACAAAGUUUACUUUUGAUCGUGUGUGGAGAAUGUUCAAAGAAACACAAAUGUCCAUUGCUGCUGGAGAUUUCACUAUGUUACCAGAGGUGCAUCCUAUUACCAGUGGUCUUAAAGCGUUCUGUACAUCAACAUCAAUGCGCCAUGCUGAGACAUGUCGACUUGCUUGUGGUGGACAUGGCUACCUACUGUACAGCGCUCUUCCAGAAUUGUAUACAUUACUAAAUGCUGGUUGUACUUAUGAAGGAGAUAACGAUGUUCUCUUUCUACAAGUAGCUAGGUAA